Messenger RNA from Anolis sagrei ordinatus, 1983 nucleotides. It is a transcript of the gene SEPTIN5, whose product is annotated as septin 5. Gene Ontology annotation, biological process: regulation of exocytosis; intracellular protein localization; cytoskeleton-dependent cytokinesis. Lineage: Eukaryota; Metazoa; Chordata; Lepidosauria; Squamata; Anolidae. The record is from RefSeq and is a predicted model, not a curated record. Gene Ontology annotation, cellular component: synaptic vesicle; septin ring; septin complex. Gene Ontology annotation, molecular function: GTP binding; molecular adaptor activity; GTPase activity.
GGGCAAGAGCUUCUUGCCAGCUGGCUGGCUGUUUGUCAGUGAGCUCUGCCUGAUAGCCAAGGCCGAGGCACUCAUGGUGUGUGUGUGUGUGUGUGUGGUUGUGCAUGUGCUUGUCUGGUGUGGGCGGGAGCCACUGCCUUAUGGAUGUCGCCCAAGUGGGGAGGGACCGCAUGGGUUGGGCUCUCUCUUUAUUUUGGCCCGCGGUGACGCCUGGUCCUGCCCGCCGUUGGUUAUUAUGGAUGCAAUCAUUAUUCAGGAGCGAUUAGUCGAACGCCUGCUUUCGCCAAGGACUCUGAACCAACGCAGCCAUUCAGCCAAGCUGAAGGUACAGGGGAUAUUUAUAGCCGGAGCUGAGCUGCCGAGCAGGAGGAGGCUGGGCGGGGGGAAGCCAGGAUGGUGCCCGAGGAGAAGCCUGGAGCCCACGAAGAGGCUCUCAAAGGGCAGGACGGCAGCCGGACGCAGCCGGACCACGAGAAGCAAUAUGUGGGCUUUGCCACCCUCCCCAACCAAGUGCACCGGAAAUCUGUGAAGAAGGGCUUUGAUUUCACCCUCAUGGUGGCAGGAGAGUCAGGCCUGGGGAAGUCGACUUUGGUGAACAGCCUGUUCCUGACUGACCUCUACAAAGACCGGAAGCUUCUCAAUGCUGAAGAAAGAAUCAGUCAGACAGUCGAGAUUGUGAAGCACACAGUGGACAUUGAGGAAAAGGGGGUGAAGCUGAAGCUGACGAUAGUCGACACUCCGGGUUUUGGAGAUGCUGUGAACAACACCGAGUGCUGGAAGGCUAUCACGGAUUACAUUGAUCAGCAAUUUGAGCAGUAUUUCCGGGACGAGAGUGGCCUCAACCGGAAGAAUAUUCAAGACAACCGCGUGCACUGCUGCCUGUAUUUUAUCUCACCCUUUGGCCAUGGGUUGAGGCCGGUUGAUGUGGAGUUUAUGAAGGCACUGCACGAAAAAGUGAACAUUGUGCCCCUCAUUGCCAAAGCGGAUUGCCUCGUUCCGUCUGAGAUCAAGAAGCUAAAAGAGAGGAUCCGGGAGGAGAUUGACAAAUUUGGAAUUAAGGUUUACCAGUUUCCAGAGUGCGAUUCGGAUGAAGAUGAGGACUUCAAGCAACAAGACAGAGAACUAAAGGAAAGCGCUCCCUUUGCUGUCAUUGGUAGCAACACGGUGGUCGAAGCCAAGGGUCAGAGGGUACGGGGCCGCCUCUAUCCCUGGGGCAUUGUGGAAGUGGAAAACCAAGCGCACUGCGACUUCGUGAAGCUGCGGAACAUGCUGAUCCGGACACACAUGCAUGAUCUGAAGGACGUGACUUGCGACGUUCACUAUGAGAACUACAGAGCACAGUGUAUUCAGCAGAUGACCAGUAAGCUGACUCAGGACAACCGGAUAGAGAGUCCAAUUCCAAUCCUGCCCCUUCCAACCCCAGAUGCCGAAACGGAGAAGCUGAUCAAGAUGAAGGAUGAAGAAUUGCGGCGAAUGCAAGAAAUGCUGCAGAAAAUGCAGCAGCAGAUGCAAGACCAGUGACCUGGACACCGGGACGGAAGGGUCCAGGAGGUCAUCCUUGUCCCAGUUGACUGUUCAUCAGGAAUCGUGGACUCGCCGGGAAGGACUUUCUCAUUGCAGAAAACAAAACAAAACAAAGACUCGUGAACAAGGGUGAAACCUACUCCCUCUCUCUAAUUUGAUGGUAGCCAUUCUUUGUUAGUAGGACGACGAAGAGAUGGGAGGGGAACCUGCUGACUGGCCAUUCACUGAAAAGCCCCUCCCGUCUUCAGAAUAUCCCCCCUCCCUCGACUGUUUCCCCCCUCUUUCCUAGAUGUACUAAACUCUUGUUAGGGAGCAUCCUGGUAUUUAAAAGACAACGAUCGCUGUUUCUAUGGGAUAUGAAUUUUGAGGACUCUGUGAAAAUGCACGUAAAUGUUUACUCUUAACCAAGGUGCUGUAAUCUCCCUCCUGCCCCCACAAAUACAUCCCCUUUUGAAAAAU